UUCAGGGACCCUGGACCCACCAGCGACCUCUCUGGGAUCUCAAGUGGACUUCUGUAAGGGAAUGCCAGAGGGGCCGUCUCUGAGGAAGUUCCACCAGUUGGUGGCCCCAUUUGUGGGGCAGCUGGUGGUCACUGUAGGGGGCAAUACUAAGAAGAUAAACCCUAAGAUGCUAGAGAUCCUCCGGCUCCAGGAUUCACAGGUCCUUGGAAAGAAUUUGUAUCUUAACUUUGGCCUAGCUGAAGACCUGGGGCUUCCCGACAAUGUCCUAUUGCCAAAGCAUCUCCAGAAGCAAGUGAACCUCCCGAAAGAGAUGAGUGACCAUAAACCUGAAUCUACCUUAGGGCUAGAUGGACAAGAAGUUCCUGGCUCAUCUUCAGACAUUAAAACACUUGAGCUUGGGGGAGAAGAAAAGGACCCUGUUAAUAAGCCUUGGUGGAUAAAUACUUCCCAAAAUUCUGGACCUUGGCUUUGCUUCCAUUUUGGUAUGUUUGGUAACGUUCGGGCAAAUGAAUUCUCCAGAGCCACAAAAGCCAACAAGAGGGGAGAUUGGAAGGAUCCCUUACCCAGGUUGGUUCUGCACUUUGCAAAGGGCUUCCUGGCAUUUUACAAUUGUCAGAUAUAUUGGUGCUUGGGACCAACAGUCAAACCAACUUCAGAUAUCCUCUCUCAGGAGUUUGAUCGAAGGCAAGCUUUGGAAGCUUUGAAGCAGGCUAACCCUGUCUGCUAUACUCUUCUGGACCAAAGAUACUUCGCUGGCCUGGGAAACAUCAUUAAGAACGAAGUUUUAUACUUGGCCAGAAUCCAUCCCCUCUCUUUAGGUUCUUGCUUAAGUCCUUUGAACCUUGAGUCCUUGCUGGAUCAUGUUGUGAGUUUCAGCAUUAGUUGGCUUCAGAAAAAAUUGGAGGGGAAACCACAGCACCAUCUGAUCUACCAGAAAGAGAAGUGCCCUGCUGGACACCAGAUCAUGAAGGAUAGUUUUGGGCCUCCAAAUGGUUUUCAGAGACUCACCUGGUGGUGCCCCCAUUGCCAACCCAAGGUGGCACCAGAAGAGCCUAUUGAAGUUCAGGUCACUCAGGAACAGCUUCCUUAAUGUAUCUUGUGUACCUGUAAAAGAAUGUUCCUUCCACCCCCCCACCCCUUCCCUUUUUUGGUACUGAUUGAGCUAUAUGUUAAAUUAGGUGGGGCAUGCACAGAAAGGAACAGAAGGAAGUACAGACAAGACAGUUUUGAAAGUAAAAUGUAGAAUUAUAUACUUUUUUUUAAACAGGUGAUCUGAAAUGUAGAUUUACAAUUUCAUACAAUUCUCUUUUUGUGUCCUCUGUACAUGAAACACUUCUUUUUUGGUAUUUAAGUUCAGAAUAAAAAGAUAACUAGGGUGGGGCUCAUUCAAGAAGUUUCUAUGAUGUUCAUUUGGGUCCCCUUUUCUUGAGAUACUCCCCUUUUUGAAAUCUCAGUGUGGGCAACUGGCUCUAGAAAAACAAUGCCUUUUGCAUGUAGAAGUUUUAUGUUAAGAAAGAAACCUUAGCCAAUUUUUCAUAUUUCAUUUUCACCCUUAAAAGAGGAAAGGGAUAUAUUUUGACAGUAGUUGAAAGGAAAAUCUCCUGGGGUCAAAGCUUUACAAUUAGAAUAUAGACAUUUGCAAAAUCAUCUGUGAAUCUAUGUAUUUGUGAGAGGAUAUUUUCUUUUUACACAUUCUAGGUUUAACAAUGAGAGGUAGAAACAUGAAGCUGUUGGCCAGAAAGAGCUCUGGGGUAGAGGAUGGGAGGUAGCAAACCAUAGGUUUGUUUCAUUCAUUUGAGGUUUUUUCCCCCUGAUUGAUGCUAUUUAAAAAUCAAAAUGUUAAUAUUUACA
Messenger RNA from Dromiciops gliroides (monito del monte), 1851 nucleotides. RefSeq names its product nei like DNA glycosylase 2 (gene NEIL2). Gene Ontology annotation, biological process: base-excision repair. Gene Ontology annotation, cellular component: nucleus. NCBI's taxonomy places the organism in Eukaryota, Metazoa, Chordata, Mammalia, Microbiotheria, Microbiotheriidae. The transcript has 5 exons. Gene Ontology annotation, molecular function: DNA-(apurinic or apyrimidinic site) endonuclease activity; DNA N-glycosylase activity; zinc ion binding. Bases 62 to 1090 code for a protein of 342 amino acids. The record is from RefSeq and is a predicted model, not a curated record.